UCCCAUCCAAAAUGGAUACCGCUGGAAAAGUUAUUAAAUGCAAGGCUGCUGUAUUGUGGGAGGCACACAAGCCUCUUAGCAUUGAAGAGAUUGAAGUUGCUCCACCAAAGGCUCAUGAAGUCCGGAUAAAGAUCAUAGCUACUGGAAUCUGUCGAUCAGAUGACCACGUGAUAGAAGGACAUGUAAAAAGGGUGAACUUUCCAAUUAUUUUAGGCCAUGAAGGUGCUGGAAUAGUUGAAAGUAUUGGUGAAGGAGUAACUACAGUUAAACCAGGUGACAAAGUAAUACCACUACUUCUCCCUCAGUGUGGAGAAUGCAGAGGCUGCCAUGACCCAAAUGUAUAUAAUGUGUAUAAACAAGAUCUUGGAAAAAACAGUGGUCUAAUGUCUGACAACACCAGCCGGUUUACCUGCAAGGGCCAAGUAGUUCAUAAUUUUCUCAGCACCAGCACCUUUACGGAGUACACUGUGGUGGAUGAAAUUAGUGUGGUUAAGAUACAUGAUGAUGCACAACUGGAUAAAGCCUGUGUGAUUGGCUGUGGAUUUUCUACUGGCUAUGGCUCAGCUGUUAAUGUGGCUAAGGUUACUCCGGGGUCAACCUGUGCUGUGUUCGGGUUAGGGGGCAUUGGCCUCUCUGUAAUAAUUGGAUGUAAGGUUGCUGGAGCUGCUAAAAUCAUUGGAGUUGAUGUAAACAGUGAUAAGUUUGAAAAAGCCAAAGAAUUAGGAGCUACUGAAUGUAUCAAUCCAAAGGACUGUGAAGAGCCCAUCCACGAGGUGCUAAUAAAGCUGACCAAUGGUGGGGUCAACUGUGCUUUUGAGUGCAUUGGAAAUCCUAAUAUCAUGGUUUCUGCACUUCAGUCCACUUAUGUUGGCUCUGGUACCACAGUUAUUAUUGGAGUAACAUCUGAAAAAAUCACAUUCGAUCCCAUGCUGUUUCUUACUGGACGCACUAUGAAAGGAGCUAUAUUUGGAGGUUUUAAGAGCAAGGAUUGUGUUCCUCAACUUGUAUGCGAUAUGAUAUCAGAAAAGUUUAAAUUGGAUACUCUGAUAACUCACAGGUUGCCUUUUACUGAAAUAAACAAAGGAUUUGAGCUUUUGCGUAAAGGUGAAAGUUUGCGCAGCGCUUUAAUCUCUAGAACAGCGACUUGGCGGCCUGCCAGCCUUCUAAUCUGUAACGAGAGCCCAGAACAAGAGCACACAGAGGACAGCGUGCUGAGACCCGACCUGAACGUCCUCACUAACACUCUUCCGAACUUUGAGGAUGAAUUGCUCCGCAGCACCUGCAGCUGCACAGUUCAGUGCAGUAUAAUCCAGUCCGCGGACCUUCCGCAGAGACUUCUCGUGGCGUUUUACGGGUUGUCAUUCGUCCGAUCGACCUGCGAUAUUUCCUGUGACCUCUCUGACGUUUACAAACGAGCCUCCAAAUCUACACAUUUACUUAAGUAUGAUUCAUUCCGCUCCCCGGCGCAGACUGAGAACACGAGCGCCGCAUCUCAGACCUUCGUUAUAAACGGUUCGUUAAACACUUCCGCGGUUCCGGGCGCUUAA
This is a messenger RNA of Nanorana parkeri, 1547 nucleotides long. RefSeq names its product alcohol dehydrogenase 1-like. NCBI's taxonomy places the organism in Eukaryota, Metazoa, Chordata, Amphibia, Anura, Dicroglossidae. Gene Ontology annotation, molecular function: zinc ion binding; all-trans-retinol dehydrogenase (NAD+) activity. The coding region runs from base 12 to 1547 and encodes 511 amino acids. Gene Ontology annotation, biological process: retinol metabolic process; retinoic acid metabolic process. The record is from RefSeq and is a predicted model, not a curated record. Gene Ontology annotation, cellular component: cytosol. The transcript has 12 exons.